Messenger RNA from Colletotrichum orchidophilum, 576 nucleotides. RefSeq lists its product as uncharacterized. The record is from RefSeq and is a predicted model, not a curated record. The transcript has a single exon. Lineage: Eukaryota; Fungi; Ascomycota; Sordariomycetes; Glomerellales; Glomerellaceae. Bases 1 to 576 code for a protein of 191 amino acids.
AUGAAGAGAAUCACCAUCAUCACCUCCUUCUCCGCUAUUAUGGGCACGGUCGUCACAUCUGCCGCUCCUGCCGAGAAGGCUGCCAGGGCCGAAAUGGCCACGAUCUGUGAGGUCACUAUGGCGCCCUUCCCCAACGCUGUCUGUGAACCCUUCACUACUUCCGACGACACUGUCGUGGCCGUCUUCCGCCUGGAUCCCUCCAAGGCCAAGAAAGGCAACUUCAACGUCAUGAAGACUGUCAGGGACAUCAACUCUGAUGCCACCAUCUGGGUCCCCAACGAAAAGGUCAAGUCUGGUCACGAGGACUUCUGUGACAACGCCAACGGCCUUCAGUCGGGUCAUAUCAACCCCUACAUGCCCCUCGUCUCUGACUGCCUCGUCAUCAAGGAGUGGGCUGCCUCCAACGCUGGCCACUGGGCCGUCUCCAAGGCCGACUUGGACAAGCACCGCUGGACCGCCCUCUCUGUUGUCAACACCUGCGCCUUUGUCAUCGGCGCUACCAAGGAGAACCGCCCCAACGCUGGUAUCAACAUUGGCAACCAGGAUGUCACCGAGAUCAUCCAGCAGGCUAUCUAG